UGAAACAAUAAAGGUACCAAGAAACAGAAAGAGUUGCCACAAAUAUUACACUGGUGACAGUUUGCUGUUUGCUUAGAAUUCUGUGCUGCACUCCUAAGCUCUGAUUGUGUGCUUAAGGUAGAUCCUGAAAUGCCAAGAGAAGAUCAGAGAAAUGCCAGCAUGUGCCAACAAAUUAAAGUACUCUUAUUAAAAAACAUAAUUGUGAAAUGGAGGAUGAAAACACAAAGUUUCCAGGAAUGGUUUUCAUCACUUCUUCUUCUUCUUAAUCUAAUAAUUUUGCCAUUCAUGAUCAUUUUGUGGGAGUCACUUGUUGAAAUACCUCUGGGUGAUCUUGGACAACUAGAUGAUCUCGCCUUCAAUUUUUCUGAACUUAAAAUUGCUUAUACUCCAGAAACAAAAACAGCAAGAGCGAUAAUGGAGAAAGUGGAAAAUGUCUCUGUCCUUAAAGGUAUAAGAACAGAACCCAUGGAAGAUGAAAAAGCAAUAGAAGAAGCAUACAAGAAUGAAGGCAACAUCAUUGGUGUUAUAUUUCAGGAUAACUUUUCAUAUCGACUCCGAUUUCGUCUAGGAAAUGUACCUUCUCCAAAUGACUACAUUUCAAGCUCAGAAUAUUGUUACAACUACUCAUCCAGUGAAUGCUCUAUUCCAAGUUAUUGGUUCAGAGGAUUUCUGUCAUUGCAGACUAGCAUUGAUGCUGCUCUUAUAGAACUGACCACUGGUCAUUCUGUAUGGGACGAAAUGAAGUCAAUUCGUGGAAUCCGUAUGAGGUCAUCUUCGGUUGCACAACAAAGUAGCAUUGAAUACAUUUUUGUCAUUCUGGUUUUACCUAUGUGCUUUUCUCCAUUUAUAUACUUCUUGUCACAAAAUGUUUCAAGAGAAAAAAGGAAGCUGAAGGAACUGAUGAAGAUGAUGGGAGUGAGAGAUAUGGCAUUCUGGCUUUCCUGGAGUUUACUGUAUGCAGUGUACAUACUGAUCCUAUGCAGUUUGGCAACGCCUAUUAUCAAAUAUUUAAUUCUACCAGAAGCCAGCUUCUUUGCCCUAUAUCUCCUGUUGUUCCUUUAUGGCAUAGCAUCUAUCCAUUUCUGUUUCAUGUUCAGUUCUCUCCUAAAGAAGGCGAAAGCCACCAGCUCUAUCGUAUUUGUCCUGACUUUCUUUUUCACAUCCAUCAGUGUUAUCACAUUGAUAGCUAGGAUUCCUGCUCCUUUGGAAUGGAUUCUGAACCUCUUCUGCCCUUUUGCUUUUGGUGCUGAAAUUUCAAAGGUUAGCCUGCUUCAAAAAUAUGGAAAACACUUACAGUUGACUGAUAUUGUGGAGCACUCAUCUUUUUAUAGCCUGAUUAUUGACAGUGUUUUAUAUAUGCUGCUGGCUCUCUAUUUUGACAAAAUCAUUCCUGACAAAUAUGGAGUGCCUUAUCCCCCAUUAUUUUUCCUAAAGAAGUCCUACUGGUUUAAAUCGAGAAGCAGCUAUCAUUAUGAACAAAGCCAUAGCAAUAUCUUCAGUGAUAAUAUUGAAGCCGUAGCUCCUGAAUUUGAUGCAAAGGGGUCCAUCAGAAUCAAUAAUAUUAAAAAAACUUAUGAAGCAAAGAGCAUGAAAACAGAAGCUUUGAGAGGCUUGUCUUUCAAUAUUUAUGAAGGCCAGAUCACUGCUAUUCUUGGUCAUAGUGGCGCUGGAAAAACAACAUUGCUAAAUAUUCUCAGUGGGCUUUCCAGUCCAUCUGCUGGUUCUGCCAACAUAUUUAAGUACAAUAUAACCAAAAGGGAAGAUAUGGAGGAAAUUAGGAAGAUUAGUGCUGUUUGUCCACAAUUUAAUGUUCAAUUUGAAUAUUUGACGGUGAAAGAAAAUUUGAAGACGUUUGCAAAACUAAAAGGAGUUCCAUCCAUUGAUAUAGAAAAUGAGGUGCAAAAAUUACUGACCCUGUUAGAUAUGAAUGCCAUUCAAGACUCCAGAGCUUACUGUUUAAGUGGAGGCCAGAAACGAAAAUUAUCUCUUGGAAUUACUUUGUUAGGAGAUCCACAGGUCUUGUUACUAGAUGAGCCAACUACAGGACUGGAUCCUUACUCUAGACAACUUGUGUGGGCCCUACUGAAUGAGCGCAAAGCAGGUCGCUUAAUUCUGUUCACUACACAGUUCAUGGAUGAAGCUGAUAUUCUUGCUGACCGAAAAGCUUUCAUCUCACAUGGCAGGCUGAAAUGCAUUGGUUCAUCAUUAUUCCUGAAGAAAAAAUGGGGUAUUGGCUAUCACUUAAGGAUACAAGUAAAUGAGUUUUGUGAUGCUGAGAAAAUGACAUCUCUUGUCAAGCAAUACAUUCCUGCUGCCAAAUUAUCAGGACAACGUGAAAGUGAGCUGAGUUAUACACUGCCCUUGGAAAACGUGGAUAAAUUUCCGGCUCUGUUCUGUGACAUGGACCAUGAAACCGACCUGGGGAUUGUUAAUUAUGGGGUUACUAUGACAACAUUGGAAGAUGUCUUCUUGAAACUGGAGGAUAAUGAAACACUUGAAGAAGAUUAUGGAGUUCUUCAUAGAGAGCAGGAGGAAGAAGGAAGAUAUGGUGCUGAUGAAACAGAACAAAACCUGCUAUUGCUCUCUGAUUCAGGAAUAUCUACAGUACGUGGCACAGAGCUCUGGAGACAACAAGUAUGUGCCAUAGCAAGAAUGCAUUUCUUACAGCUCAAGCGUGAGAGCAAAUUUUGGAGGACCGUGUUUCUACUUUCUGGCAUUAUACUCAUUCCUGUUCUUGUACAAUUUUUGGCAUUUACUUUGUGGAAGGACCUACAUAAUAUGGAAAUACAUCCUCGCCUUUAUUUUGAGCCAGGAACUACAUUUGAUACUGGAUUCUCUGGGCUUCUGAUCCUUAAUGAUACAGGUGCAAGUAUUGACAACUUUAUCCAUGCUGUGAAGAGUCAGAAUGUUUUUGCAGAAACAGCCACUGGUAAUGUCAGUGACCAACUAAUACAUAAUGGAGCUAUAAAAGUGACCCAGGAAAAGGAGAAAUACAGAUACACACUCAUGUGUCACCUGGAAGUUGUGAACUGCUUUCCGGUGCUCGUCAACAUCGUGAGCAAUGCAUUUUUGCAAAUGCUUAAUUCUACUUCACAUAUCCAGAUUUGGAAUCAUGUACUUUUUAAUCCUCAACAUGUUUAUGUGUGGCUUUUCUUUAUGAACUUACUGGGAGUUAUGUUUUUAUUUCCUGCUUUUGCGCCACACUUUGCAAUGAACAGCGUUCAUGACUACAAGUUAAAAAUUCACUCCCAGCUACGAGUCUCGGGACUUGUUCCUUCAGCAUAUUGGUGUGGACAAGCUCUAGUGGACUUUCCUCUGCACUGGAUUUUACUUUUUUUAGUGUUUGGAGGACUGUUGGUUCAGCUUAUAAUCACUGACUCCAUAAAUCACAAAUUCAUCUUAAUGUUUUGCUCUGUGGUAUUUCUUUUUAACUAUGGAAUCUCAGUUGUCUUGUUGCUGUAUGUAGUUGCGUUCAUAUUUCGCAAAGGACAAUAUAAGAGCAGUUUUUGGUCUUUCACCUUAAUCUUGGUGGUCAUUGCCAGUGCCUUCAUAUAUCAUAUUACAGAGCUUUUUAUGCCUCAUGUGAUAGUUUUUUUUAUUCCUACAUUACCAGCAUUAACCUUCACUUCCAGCUUUAUAGGGUUGCUGACCAGGAUGGCAGUUUCAGAUGUCCUACAAACAGAACUCUUGAAAUCUUCAUUUGCGCCUUUAUUUCAAAGCAUAGUUCUCAUCUUUUUAUUGCGCUUCCUGGAGAUGAAAUAUGGCAACCCAAUUAUGAGAAGAGAUCCUGUCUUUAGGAUUUCUCCACAGAAAAAGGACAUUCAUAAGAAUCCUGAAGAACCUAGUGAAGAUGAUGACAGAGAUGUUCAAAAUGAAAGAUCGAGAGUUCAAAAUGAACUGGCUUCAGCAGAUCACGAAGAGAAACCAGUUAUCAUUGCCCACAACCUGCGCAAGGAAUACAGAAGCAGAAAGUCUUGCUUCUGUUGCAAGAAGAACGAGAAAAAGAAAGUAGCUACCAGAAAUGUCUCUUUUUGUGUUAAAAAAGGAGAAGUGUGGGGGCUACUGGGGCCCAAUGGAGCUGGUAAAAGUACAACAAUUAGUAUGAUUACAGGAGAUACAGAACUGACUGCUGGACAGGUGCUGAUAAAAAAGACCAGUACAGUUACAUCACUUGCACCAGAAGAAAACACUACAGGUUUUCUUGGCUACUGUUCUCAGGAGAAUGCCCUUUGGUCCAACUUGAGCGUGAGAGAACAUCUUGAGAUUUAUGCAGCUGUGAAAGGGAUAAGGAAAGAUUCUGCUGCAAUUGCCAUUAAUAGAAUUGUGCAAGCUCUUGGACUCCAAGAACACAUGAAAAAGGCAAGCAAGACACUGCCUGCUGGAUUAUGUAGGAAAUUAUGCUUUGCUAUGAGUGUGCUGGGUAAUCCAACUGUGAUGCUACUAGAUGAACCAACAGCAGGACUGGAUCCCACAGGAAAACGUCAAGUGUGGAAAGUCAUUUAUGCUUUGCUAAAGGGCAAAGACCAAGGAGCCAUUUUGACAACUCACAAUAUGGAAGAAGCUGAGGCAAUGUGUGACCGAGUAGCUAUCAUGGUGUCUGGACUGCUCAGGUGCCUUGGCUCUAUUCAGUAUCUGAAAAGCAAAUUUGGGAAAAAUUAUUUGCUGCAAAUAAAAGUAAAGAGCAUAGAGCAAGGUGAGCUUGUGAAUGCUGAGAUUCUACAGAUCUUCCCACGUGCAGCUCGCCAGGAAAGGAUAUCCACUUUGUUGGUCUACAAAAUACCAAUGGAGGAUGCACUGCCUCUGUCAAAAGCCUUCUCCAUGCUAGAAAAAGCUAAAAGAACCUUCAGCCUGGAGGAGUACAGCUUUUCUCUGAACACUUUGGAACAGGUUUUCCUAGAACUUUGCAAGGAACAAGAACGAGACUAUUUUGAUGCAGCUUUGGAUUCAAAUUUUGAAUGGAAACAACUGCAGCAGGAUGAUUUCUAAGCCACUGGGGGCCUAAUCCAAAGACUUACUUGGCUGAUCCCUUGAGGAUGUAAAGGAGGUGGGAACAGCACGAAGUGUCUCUGCCUCAUUUGUUAUGUACAACCAUUUGAAACAAAUAGUCAUGCACCGGUAGUUAGAACCUGCUUAUAUAUUGUUUAUAUCAAUAUUGCAAAGCCUGACCACUAAAUUCUUUCCAUAUAUUUUUGUAUUUACUCAAAUGGUAGGGUCACAUGCCUAUAGAAUGGAGCCCUCAUGAAGAAAAGAACCUGAAGUUUAUACAUCUCUCUGUAUGACUGUGUGACUAAUAUCCAUAGUAGUCAUGUACAUUAAAGCUAAGGUCAAGGGAAAAAUACUUUUUGAAUAAAGUGUGUGUGACCUCCAUAGAAAAGGAGGUCAACAUACUAGAAAGGUCUCGUUUUUAAGAUCUUUGAAUAUUUGUCUGAAAAUCCUGUAUUAACAUCUGUAAAACUGCCAUAAUGACUCAGGCUUUUACUUUGUAUUUACUUUGAAAACCAUUGCAUCAAAAGACACAGUUCUGAUUUCAGUUGAAUUUUCAUUUCUGGAUAUGGAAAAUAAAAAGUCAUACGGUAAA
Molecule: messenger RNA, 5578 nt
Organism: Sphaerodactylus townsendi
Lineage: Eukaryota; Metazoa; Chordata; Lepidosauria; Squamata; Sphaerodactylidae
Product: ABC-type organic anion transporter ABCA8-like
Exons: 39
Coding region: 130-4986 (1618 amino acids)
Biological process (GO): transmembrane transport; lipid transport
Cellular component (GO): intracellular membrane-bounded organelle; membrane
Molecular function (GO): ABC-type transporter activity; ATP binding; lipid carrier activity
Source: RefSeq, a predicted model, not a curated record